AGCUGGGAUUCAGCAUGGGACCAGAAAAUGGAACAGCAGUUACUGAGUUCAUCCUAGAGGGUUUCCCAGAGCUUGAUGCAAGACUGCAGCUAUUUUUCUCUGGGGUCCUUCUGCUCAUGUACCUGACAACAGUGAUGGCGAAUGCAACCAUCAUUUUCCUUGUGUGUGUGCAUCACCACCUGCAAACGCCCAUGUACUUUUUCAUCAGCAACCUGGCCUUCCUGGAGAUCUGGUUUACAUCCUCCACAAGCAUCAAACUGUUUGUGAUGCUGAGUUGUGGCCAGAACAGUCUCUCACUAAGCAGCUGCUUUGCCCAGAACUAUUUCUAUUUUGCUCUGGGCUGCACAGAGUUUGUCCUGCUGGUUGUCAUGGCCUUUGACCGCUAUGCUGCCAUCUGCCACCCUUUGCUCUACACUGCCAUCAUGAAGCCUCAGCUCUGUGUCCGCCUGGUUGUUGCUGCUUGGGUCCUGGGCUUUGCCCUGCUGAGCUACCGGCUGCUCUUCCUCUCUGAGCUGUCUUUCUGUGGCUCCAAGAUCCCCCAUUUCCUUUGUGACAACUCCCCCUUGUUCAAACUGUCCGUCUCUGAUACCAGCCUGCUUUGGAAAACAGACUCUGUCUUCUUAUCGUGUGUUGUGCUGGGUUCCUUAUGUCUGACUCUGACAUUUUACAUUUGCAUCCUUUCCUGUGUUCUGCAUCUUCCAGCAGCCUCUGGGAGGAGGAAAGCUUUGACUACGUGUUCUUCCCAUCUCAUCACCUUAUCCAUUGCCUAUGGGAGCUGCAUUGCUCUCUACACGUGUCCUGCAGAAGAUGUUUCCUUGAGGACCAACAAAAUUGUAGCUCUGCUGAACACAGUCCUGUACCCAUUCCUAAAUCCAUUCAUCUACAGCCUUCGGAACAAAUCUGUGAUCCUGGCCCUGAACAAAACCAUUGCCAGGACAAGAACAAAGCUUUUCCCCUAACCAUGGUGCAUUUCUGGAAAGCCAUCCCAAGAAUCUGGGAUCAUGUGUUACCCAAUACCAGUACCUGUGUGUGCAGCCUCCAAACACGGCUGCCUCAGGAGACUGAUGCUCCUGCAGGGCUGUGUCAGGUUAAGAGGUAAGAGACUCAUCUGCACACCCAGGCAGGGCAGCAACAAUGGCAGGAGGAGAAACUCAGUUCAUUCUCUGCCCUGGCUGCUCCCGGGCCCAUCUCUGGAGAAGCACCAGCUCAUUAAGAGCCCAUCUCCAAAAGAAAGAAGAGCUCAGAGGAACAGUGGCAAGUGACAAUCCAAAUUACAGCUCCUGAGCAAUGGACCCCUUGUCCCAGCUCCUUUCCUGGGACAGCCACCAGCCCUGGUGCCCAGUUUGAAACCCCAAAGUCACAGAGAGCAGGUCACCAUUUGGACUAAGGGGAUUGUUGCCCUGGUGUGUAGGACAGAUUAUGGGAUGGAGGGGAAGAGCAGUUUUGGAUAGCACAGGACUUGUGGGAAGGCAAGGACUCAGCCAGAGCAGUCUGCCCUGUGUUCUCAUUUACCUUAGAUUCUGCCUCCUGUGUGAGCAAAUCUCUGUUCUGCCUGAGCACAGGAGCCUGGGGGUGUGAGGGCAGCAGCUGGAGGAGGGCACAAACAGCCCAUCUGCCAAUGGUGCCGGCCACAGAGUGACCAGAGGGACUGGACUGAAGGGUUUGGGGUGUGGGGGUGUCUGGUCUGCACCAGCACCUCACUGGGGCUGUGGCCUCGGGGCUCAGCUGUGCAAAUGCCUCAGCUGGUGAGACUGGAAUCCAGGGGAAGCUGCUGAGCAGAGGAGUGUCUGAGCACAGCUGCUGCAGGGAUCCGUGUACAGGGAUGGACAUGGAAUGGGACAGACUGGACCAGGAUAGGCCAUUGGGAAUGAUCUGCGGUUCAGAGCAGAAUGAUGGUCUGGUCCAUCUGCCCGAGCCCUCCAGGGCUGACCAAAAGUUAAAGCAGUCAUUAAGGGCACUGCCCAAAUGUCUCUUCAACACUGACAGGCUUGGGGCAUCAACCACCUCUCCAGGGAGCCUGUUCAGUGUUUGACCACCCUGUCAGGAAAGAAACACUUUCUCCUGUGCAGUGCAAACCAUCCCUGGUACAGCUUUGAACCAUUCUCACACGUUCCAUCACAGGAUAUCAGGGAGAGGAGAAAGGGAAAUGCAGGGCAGAGCCAGGGGGGCAGUAAGAUGGGAGUGUGCAGCCUGCAGGGACACAGGGACAGCUGUGGGACAGCUCAGGAGAAGCUGUGCUGGGCAUGGCCAAGGGCCCUGGCAGGGCUGGCAGUGCCCAGGAGAAGCCAAGUCUUGGUGCCCUGGGGCACAGCAGGGUCUGUGCCACCAAGGGCUGUGAGGGGACACCUUGUCCUGAGGCCGUGGGGCCUCCUGGCACAGCCCCAGCAAGGCUGGGCACUGUCACCCCCUUGUCCUGCCCUCAGCAUCGUCCCUCCUCUCAGGACCUGAGGUUGAAGGGCUCAGCAAUAAACGCACCACGGGGCUCAGUGGGAUCAAGCAAGUCCUGACAAACCAUGGCUGUGCCUUGAUUUCCCUCUGGUCUGGUGCAGUUCAUAAGAAAGGUUUUCUGCUACAGUUAUGGAGAAAGAGUUCAAAGACCUUCUAAGAAAUACACAGUCCUGUUUUAAAGGGUGUCUUUUAUUACUCUUAUCUUUAUAGCAGAGGUGAUUGCAGUGUUCCGUGAUUGACACUGAUCCAGGGUCUCCUCAGGAGGCCUGGCCUGCUCAGAGAAGCUGUGCCUUGAGGGCUGAGCCAGUGUGGACAACCUUGCUGCACAUUGCCCAAGCCCAUCCUGUGUGUCCUCCCUCACCUGGGACCUGCUUUGCUUGGAGAGCUGCCUGCACUCAGAAAUAAAAGGGUUUUUUUGUUUUUUGAAGUAAUGUAAAACUCCUAAUUUUCCCCAGUGCAAACAGACCCACUCCUCAAGUGUGUGCCAGCCCAAGGUGCCACCAAAACCCCUCCAGCCCUGCCCUGGGCCAGCUGUGAGGGUGGGUCAUCAUCCCAACCUGCACUGGGCCCUGCAAGGGGCUGUGCCCACUGUGAAAUACAAAGUUCAGUUUCGUGUCAGGGAAAUGAAGAAAAUCUUUGUAAUUGUAGUUGUGGAACACGGCCAUGGGACAGUUAUAAAGAUGAGUUCUAAUAAACAACCGAGGAAAGGAUGGAAGGAAGUUUUUGAAUAAAACUUUUGCUUACAAUUACCUAUUAUAAAUCUCAAGCUAUUCUGUAAUAAGUGUCUUUUAAUUAUAACUUUAGAAGCUUGUUUUGUAUUAAAGAAUUUUAAUCUGUAGGUUUAGAAUGUAAAAAGGCUUUCCCACAGAUUGGUAAAAAAACAUCCUGGAUACGGAAGAAAGAUUUCAGCUCGCUGAUUUUGUUUCUUGAAAAAGGAAACUGAACAUCACUAUCAAAGACUGAUAGACCUGGAAAAAAGAAGCUGGACCCCACAUCUGGAAGCUGGACCCCACCACCUGGGAUACAUAUCCUGGAUGUACAUCCUGGAAUAUUGAAAUCUAAAAUGGACCACAAUAGAUAUUAAAUAAUGACAGUAAAUAUUGAAAUGGAAACUGCUGAGAAAGCUUAUGAAUAUGUAUGAAUAUAGCAAAUAAAAUCCCAGCAAGUCCAGCAAUCGGUGUGCAGUCAGAAGGGAAAAUCCUUCCACUGUACCCAGCGCGCUGUCUUUGCUCACACUUUACCAUGCUAAUUAACUCAUUAAAUUGAAUUGCUGCUUGAAAUAUGGGCUGUGUCAAGCGUCUCAUUUCUUACAGCCUCUAUUGGGCUGACCCUGUCUGGACACCCUGCUCCUCACCCCAUCCUCACCAUGUCUGACAUCGCCCACCUGGGACUGACAUCCCAAAACAUUAAAAAAAAAUAAAAAACCCCACAACAUUUUCUUUAUGAAAAGAAUUUAAAUACUUAUUAAAAAUUAUAAUUACAUUUAUGUAAUGUAUAAUCAUAUUCUUCUAUUUUUUGUUAUGAAUGCAUAUUAUAUGAUUGGCUUUUCACAGGUAUUAAAGUGAAUAUCCCAUGUGUAAUGUUGGGAAGUUAUCCUGUAUUCAUAUAAUUUCUUUCAGUUAUAUGGUAAUUGUUGUUUUUAGGUUAUAGCAUAAUAGUAAAAUAGAAACUAUGUUCUGUAAAGGUGCUUUUGUAAUUAGCUCGAGGAAUAGAGAAGAUAACCAAAGAAGUUUUUUCACAGUGUCAUAACUGGAGAAGAGAUUGCUCCAAAAAGGCUCUGAGAAAAAAUUUAUGGCAUAACCCUUCGACAGUAUGGAGCCAUGAGAAGGACAGAUUUAUAGAUGGAAGGGAGAAGGGGGGAGUUCAGAUUAAACAGAAACACCUAAAAUUUGAAAGGAAUGUUUGAAUUAUGUAUGUAAUGUGUGAAUUUUCAAUGCACCACUGUUUUUAAGGGAUGACUCUUUUGUUAAGAGGUGUACCUCAUGGUGAAUUCCAUGUCAAGGUACCCAGGCUCCUGUAAAAGACUUCUGUUCUUAUAGUCUCCUGAUUGUCUAUUUGUAUUUUUUAUUAAACUUUUAAAUUUUACCAAGUGAAACUUGUUUUUCACAAUUUAUUACCUAAUAUUUAUAUUUAGAAUAAAAUCUGUAUAUUUUUAGCACUGAAAAGGCACUUGUUAUAUGUAACACAAUUCCCUCCACUAAUUACUU
Messenger RNA from Prinia subflava (tawny-flanked prinia), 4655 nucleotides. RefSeq names its product olfactory receptor 6M1-like. NCBI's taxonomy places the organism in Eukaryota, Metazoa, Chordata, Aves, Passeriformes, Cisticolidae. Bases 15 to 959 code for a protein of 314 amino acids. Gene Ontology annotation, molecular function: G protein-coupled receptor activity; olfactory receptor activity. The record is from RefSeq and is a predicted model, not a curated record. The transcript has a single exon. Gene Ontology annotation, cellular component: membrane. Gene Ontology annotation, biological process: G protein-coupled receptor signaling pathway.